This is a messenger RNA of Aegilops tauschii subsp. strangulata, 2109 nucleotides long. NCBI's taxonomy places the organism in Eukaryota, Viridiplantae, Streptophyta, Magnoliopsida, Poales, Poaceae. The record is from RefSeq and is a predicted model, not a curated record.
AUGGGCUCUGCGUUUGGGGUGGUUGAAAUCGAGCCACCACAACCCUCGCAGUGCCGCUUGAGGAUCACCUUCCUGGUCGACCUGAUGCGGCCGCCAACCAUGUUGGUGCCUCUUGCGAAGCAUGAGAGAAAUGUGGGGAAAGUGAAAUACACCAUGCAGGAUGUGGUUUAUCUUGUCGGAGGGGGUGAACAGGAACAUCAACAAUUGGAGGAGGAGGUUGGUGAGUCUCCUGACCCCAAUGUUGGAUCUAACACUACUCAUGUCCCGGACAAUCGAGUUGCCUCCCCCCCACCUAUGGUUGCUCCUGCUAAUGCUUUAGUUCAUGAGGCACAUGAGUUGGAAGAUGAAGAAGCUGGAUCACAGCCACAACAACCUUAUGUUGGCAUGCGCUUCGACACAUUAGAGGAUGCGAGGGAACACUACAAUCGCUAUGCUUUGAUGGAGGGCUUUUCAAUCAAGUCAAAUACGUCUUACAGGUCGGCCUACACAGGAAAAAUGAUGAUGUUAAUGUCAUCAUACUACGGCUCGGAGUUGAUUGUUCCGUACACAGCUAAAGCCAUCCAUAACCACUGUUCGAAGCUCAACGCCCCAACUAAAGACAUUGACAUUGAAGAAACACUAAACUACUUUUGCAAGGUGAUGGAAAAUGACCCAGGAUUUUUCUUUAAAUGCAAGACAGACGCGGAAGGCAGGACAGAAAACUUGUUUUGGGUGGAUGGUGCGGCACGGAAAGCAUAUGCGGAGGCUUAUCAUGAUUGCGUGUCAUUUGAUGCAACUUACCUCACGAACAUGUAUAAUAUGCCGUUUGCCCCCUUCAUUGGAAUCAACAGACAUGGGCAGUCAAUAAUACUCGGGUGUGGAUUUGUCCGGCAGGAACUAGCCUCAAGUUAUGACUGGUUAUUUGAUGCUUUCCUAGAAGCAAUGGAUGGUUUGGCUCCGGACAACAUCAUCACGAACCAAGAUGUUGCUAUGGCACAAUCUAUCAAGAGGAAGUUCCCGGCAACAAUUCACCGUUGCUGCCGUUGGCAUAUAAUGAAGAAAGCACAAGAGAAGCUUGGCCCCGUGUUGGCUAGGAACCCGGAUUUGGUAAAAGACUUCAAUGAAUGCAUUGACUUUAGUUUCACCUCGGCUGAGUUUGAAAGGAAAUGGGCUGCACUUCAAUUGAAAUAUGAAGGUCUUAUGCAUGGUCACUUUGAGAAACUCUAUGAAGAUCGGGCUACAUGGGUGCCGUGUUACUUCAAAUUCAGGUUCUUCCCUUUCCUUCAGUCAACGCAACGCAGUGAAGGGUUCAAUGCUGUGUUGAAGCGCUAUGUGAACCCACACAAGUCAAUUCUCAACUUCGUCAAGCAAUAUGAGAAAAUUCAGGUACACAUACCCGUGAGGGAGGGCGGGAACGACUACCGGACAGAACAUCUAGAGGCACAAAGAUGGUCGCGUUUCCCCAUUGAGAGGCAUGCCUACAAAGCAUACACUAGGGACAUCUAUGUGAAGUUUAGAACUGAGUUUCAGAUGAUUGGCCAGUACGAUGUGCGUCCCGCUGGAAUCAACUUCUAUUACCUUGAGCCCAAUACAGAAGAAGUCCUAGGGUAUGGCUUGAGGAAGUACCUAGUCAUAGUGAGAUCAGAGCCAGCUAUCUACGAUUGCGAAUGUUGCAAGUGGCAUAGGGACGGCAUGCUUUGUUGCCAUGUCUUGAAAAUCUUCACACACCUUGGCGUUAAUGAGAUACCUGAACACUACAUCAAGCGCCGCUGGACGCAACAUGCAGUACCAAGUGCACCACCGCCACCUAACGAGGGCCCUCCGCAUGACUUGCCCGCUGCGUCAGAGAACCAAGUUCGGCAAGUGACUCUGACAAUGGAUUUUGCAAAGCUAGCCAAGAAGGCAAUGACUAGUGAUGAGGCAGCCGCUGCAGCUAGGAGGCACAUGAAAGCAGCAGAUACUGAGGUUACUAAGCUGAAUAAACUGAGGAAGAAGAGGCUAAAGGCAGCCCGGGAAGCGGCUCGUGCUAGGGAAGCAUCAAACCCUAAUGCCCCAAGUACUUCAAACCAACCUCCUGCCCCCUGCUCCUAUGGAUCCACCUCGUUCAGUCACGAAAGGGCGCAGCCGUAG